This is a messenger RNA of Vigna unguiculata (cowpea), 1539 nucleotides long. RefSeq names its product Regulator of Vps4 activity in the MVB pathway protein. The record is from RefSeq and is a predicted model, not a curated record. NCBI's taxonomy places the organism in Eukaryota, Viridiplantae, Streptophyta, Magnoliopsida, Fabales, Fabaceae. Gene Ontology annotation, biological process: protein transport.
AUUUUCUCUCUCUUUCUUUGACAUCACAGAAUUUUGAGCCAGCUUCUUUGUUCCAUAGGUUGGAAGCUGCCAUUGUUGUUCCAUAGGUUGUGUUGUUUUGUUGUUAUCUAUGGGUAAGAAGCUUGAUGCUCUCCUUGGUAGAACCUUCAAGGCUACAAAGUUCAAGGCUAUUGCUAACCUUGCAAUCUCACGUCUCGCUGUUCUCAAGAACCAGCGCCAGGCUCGCCUUAGACAUGCACGUUCUGAUGUACUUGAACUCCUCCAACUGGGUCACCUUGAACGUGCUUCACUUAGAGUUGAGCAUGUGAUCAAGGAUCAGAACAUGCUGGAUGUGUAUGACAGGAUUGAAGGAUACUGCAACCUCUUGAUCGAAAGGAUCCACCUCAUUGAACAAGAAAGGGAAUGUCCCGAGGAACUGAAAGAGGCAGCGUCGGGGUUGCUCUAUGCAGCAUCAAGGUGUGGAGAUUUUCCGGAGAUACAAGAGAUUCGUGCCGUUUUGACCUCGCGCUUUGGCAAGGAGUUUGCUGCUCGUUCUAUUGAGUUGAGGAACAACUGUGGCGUCCAUCCUCAGAUGAUACAAAAGCUGUCAACAAGGAUGCCAAGCCUGGAAAGCAGAAUGAAGGUACUCAAAGACAUUGCUUCUGAGAAUGGUAUUGUUCUGCAGCUUGAAGAAACUUCUGUUUCAGUUGAGGCACAAUCCGCUGUAGAAUUACAAAACCAGCUUGGACCUGAGAAGGAGGAAGAGAAUGAGAGCAUUUUGCCUAGUAGAGGGAAAAAUGAGGAGUUAACUGAUUCCUUUAAGGGCAGGAAAAAGUACAAGGACGUAGCUGAUGCAGCACAGGCAGCAUUCGAGUCAGCAGCAUAUGCUGCUGCUGCUGCAAGAGCAGCAGUGGAACUCUCCCGAUCUCAGUCACAUGAUCCUGAUGAUCAUGAUAGUCCAGGCCCUCAAACAAGAAAAGUGGAGGAUGGACAGGAUAAUGCGAAACAUCAGAUGGAAAAGGAAAUCUUCAGUGAAACUCAAGGAGAAGAUUUUAACAAGGAUAUAGAUGAGUUAAAAGGGUCAAAAGACUUUAUAAGUAGAAAUUCAACAGAUAAGGUUUUGAUGGGGACUAAUGCCUCGGUGGAUGCUGAAAUUGAGGGUGAUCCUUUCAAAGAGGAAGUAGUUUUUGAUGAUAGUGAUGAUGAAACUGAUAACAAUCAGAAUAAAAAUGAAUCUUCCGAGAAGACAUCUUCAGGUUAUGGUGCUGGUAUAGAUGUCAAUUCAGGUUCCAGGAAACUAGUAUUAAAUACAGUGUCAGAAUCCAAGAUGCAGGGUGUGCCUCAGUUGGAUUUGCACAAGAGGCCAAUUUCAGUGAGGUCUAGAUGAAUGCAAAAUUAUAGUGUAUAAUUUGCAUGUAGGACCUCAGGUUGUAGAUUUUCAAGUACCUAAGUGUGCUAUGGCUUGGUUCUUUAAAUUUUGUCUCAUGGAUUUGUCAUCAGAAUGUUAAUGUGUUUUUCAUUGUUUAAAUUGUUAAUUUAAUUAGUUCGACGAAAAAUUAA